CGAUCGCUUUCGUCUGUGUUGUCGUCGGUCGAUCAUGAGGUGCGCUCGGGGUUUGAGCUCCGUGUUGCUGCGCUUCUUGCUGAUAUUGCUGCAGCCAGCGAGGCUAGACGGGCAGCAAUUGUUGGGGCGGGGGUGGGGCUGUUGUGGAUUGGUUGCUGGAGAGUGUGGCGGUUGGAGGUGGAGGCGGGGUACAGGCGGAGGCAGCGAGGGCACUUGCGCACUUGGUUGCUGACCCAGAGGUUGUCGGGGAUGUGCUUGGUCGGCCUCAUGCAGUACCAUAUUUGCUCAAGUUCAUAUUUUCCUUCCAGCCCAAGAAGCCUAAAAUGCAACUUAAGCACACGUCAUUCAGUGGUCCAGAUCUUUGUAUUGGGAGGAGCAUGCUUGUAGCUGCUCUUAUGGAUAUAAUCACAUCAAACUGUGAUCAUGGCUCAUCAAUUAAGCCUUUACUCCCAGAGAAAGCUGAUAUGAGAGAUAUUGCAGCAGCCAUUCAAGUAAUUGAGGAAGGAGGCAUGCACUUUGAUGAACACUUUGAAGAUGAUGAUCCUGAUGAAAGGGUAGAGGGAGUUCGGGGUAUUGGAAUAAAAAUUCUUGGUGAUGCUACUGUUUUGGGGCUUGCUAGAAAAACUGGUAUCUUGAAGUUGAACAAUUCUGAAGCUCAUGACUUAGAAUCAGCUGGAUAUAUAAGUAGAAGCACAGUAUCCCGUGAAAACAUUGUGAAUUCCCAAAAAUUCAGAUCUUUACCUGCUGCAGUGCCUGGCUUGUGGGAUGAUUUACAGCGGGAACAUGUUGCAGUGCCUUUUGCUGCGUGGGCUUUAGCAAAUUGGUCUUUGGCAUCAGAGCAUAAUCGUGCCCACAUUCAAGAACUUGAUAUAGAUGGUCAUGCUGUCAUGUCCACCUUAACAGCCCCAGAAAGAACUGUGAAGUGGCAUGGGACUUUGCUAGCUCGAGCUCUCUUGAGUGACCAAAACUUACCAUUGACUGAUUCUGUCACAGAUUGGAGUUCCAGUCUACUGUCCACAGUAUAUCAGGCCUGUAAAGUGGAAGAUCUUCCAUUAGCUCAGGUGGCUUUGUCGGCUUUCCUUCUUGCCAUUGAGAGGAGUGAUGAUGUAAAGGAAAAACUAAUGGAGACGGGCCUUGAUCGAAUGAGAGAAAUAGGAAAAUUGACACAAAAGCAUAGACAUUUGCAAGAGGCAACAGUGAGGGUGUUAGACUUGCUUUUUAAUGCUGGAUUGCACUUCUCUCUUGAGGAAAGCCAGAAGUGGUGCAGCAUCCUUCUACAUUGGAUUUUUGAUAAAUUUUGCUCUGAUGUUGCACGACCUUCAGCUGUGAAAAUUCUUUCUACUAUUCUUGGAGUUCAUGGACCAAAUUCCAUACCUAUUUCUCAAGGAUGGUUAGCAAUUAUGCUUUCUGAAAUUCUUGCAGCCAGCAAGGCGUCAACUGCUAGAGCAAGCACUCCAAUUACGACUGACAAAGUGAAGACUCAAAUAGAUCAAUCAAAUGCUCUUUCAGCGGCGCAAGUUACCACUCAAUUAGCCGUUGCUGUUGUUAAACUGGCUAAGAAACAGUUCAAAUUUGAACCUGAUUCAGUUGACACAUCUCCUCUUGCUGAUUUUCUUUCUAUGGAACCUUUUAAUACACAGUCUAAAAGCCUAAAUAAAAAUACCUAUUCCAAGUUUGAUGCAGCUGAUUCUGCUUCUGCUAUGCUUAAAGGAAUAAAAGCAUUGACAGAGGUUUGUUCUGAAGAUGGCACAUGCAAAAGUAGAAUUGUUGAUUUGGGAGUAUUGUGCUUGCUAAGGCGCUGCCUGCUCAAUGAUGACUAUGAAAAAUUGGCUGCAAUGGAAACUUAUGAUGCAUCGAGAGCAAUAGAAGCUACAGAUCAGGCUUCAACUGUGUCUGCUGAUUCAUCUUCUUUAGACUCUACUGAUCCUUCUAGUAUACGUGUUCCUCCUACAGCACUUAUACGGAGGCAUGCUGCUCGGCUACUAAUGAUUCUCUCUCUACUACCAGAUGUCAAGAAGACUGUUGCAGCAGACAAAACAUGGUGCAGUUGGCUUGAAGAUUGUGCGUCAAUGAAGAAUGAUUGUUGCAAUGACUUAAAAGUUCGAAGUUAUGCAAGGGCUACACUUCUGAAUGUCUUCUGUUCUGGCAAGGAUAUGGAUGUGCUAAAUAACAAUUUUCCUGAUGCAGAUGGAAAUAAAAAAGUUAGGUGUCCACAUUAUGAAGAUAUGAUUUUUUUGAUAAAUCCUGAACUACCACAUUGGAAAUGUUUGGAUGGUUCAAAAAGAACUACCCUAGAGUCACGCAAUUUGAAAGAUGUCGAUUCUACAUCUGGUGUCUCCUAUCCUGAUAAUUAUGCUGAAAGUGAGAAUGGUUGUGACUCAGACAAUUUAUCUCAGUCAGCAGUUCGUUCAAUGGAUGUUGUGUUUGUACAUGGCCUGCGUGGUGGUCCUUUUAAGUCUUGGCGGAUUGCUGAUGAUAAGUCUUCAACAACCAGUAAAUCUGGUCUGGUAGAGAAUAUAGAUCAGGAGGCUGGGAAACAGGGAACUUUGUGGCCGAGUGAAUGGCUUGCAGCUGACUUUCCUGAUGCUCGCCUGUUUACAGUAAAAUAUAAGACAAAUUUAACACAAUGGUCAGGAGCUAGCUUGCCGCUUCAGGAGGUUAGCUCAAUGCUGCUACAGAAAUUGACUGCUGCCGGCAUUGGGGAUCGGCCCGUUGUGUUUGUGACACAUAGCAUGGGUGGCCUUGUGGUUAAGCAAAUGCUGUACCAAGCAAAGAUGAGUAGUUUGAAGGAGUUUGUAAACAAUACCGUCGGGUGUGGUAUUCUAUAGCUGCCCUCAUUUUGGUAGCAAACUAGCGGAUAUGCCUUGGCGUAUGGGCCUAGUCUUCCGCCCGGCACCUUCUAUUGGAGAGUUAAGAAGUGGUUCUCCAAGAUUGGUGGAACUAAAUGAUUUCAUUCGUCAUCUA
This is a messenger RNA of Dioscorea cayenensis subsp. rotundata (Guinea yam), 2964 nucleotides long. RefSeq lists its product as uncharacterized. The record is from RefSeq and is a predicted model, not a curated record. NCBI's taxonomy places the organism in Eukaryota, Viridiplantae, Streptophyta, Magnoliopsida, Dioscoreales, Dioscoreaceae.